CCCCCCGCCGCCGUUGGCUGCUGCUCCUGUCUCGCACGUGGUUGGAUUUAGGGAUUUCUGCGGCUUUUUGGUGCUUGGUUUGGAUUUCUUCUAUUAUUUUUAACUAUUUUUGGUUACGGGGGUGUCUCGGGGUUCGCCCCGCUCCCUUCCCCCCCCCCACUUCGCAAUGGCCUCUCCGGAGAAGAUGCACCCAGGGCCGGCCGCCCUGCUCUGCUGCCUCUGCUCCCUGCUGCUCCCCGCCCACGCCAAGGGGCCACCCCCCAGCCCGGAGCCCGCCGAGCCCCCCGGUGCUAUCACACUGCCCGUGAGCUACCGCCUGUCCAACACCCGCUUGGCCUUCUUCCUCAAGGAGCUGGGAGCCAGCCCGGUGGGCAACAGCAGCACCCCGCUGCAACGGGCAGAGCCCUUCGUCGUCUUCCAGACCAAGGAGCUGCCCGUCCUCAACGUCACCCUGGGGCCCUUCAGCACGGGGCUGGUGCUGCCCAAGGAGCAGUUGCAGCCCUCCAGCACCUUGGAGGUCCCCGACCGCCUCACCGUCAACUGGAAGGUGCGCGCCUUCAUCGUCCAGCCCCGGCUGGUGGCCAGCCAGCCCGUGGUCCAAGUGCUCUUCUACGUCUCCGGCCGGGAUUGGGACGAUUUCGAUGUCACGGACCGGCUGCCCUGCGUGCGGCUCCACGCUUUCCGGGAUGCCCGUGAGAUCAAGAGCUCGUGUCGCCUGCGGGGCAGCCUGGCCAUGUGCCUGGUGCAGGCAGAGCUGCCCCACGCCUGGUUCGGACCCCCGGCUGUGCCGCUGGGCAGGCGGAAGAGCCCCGAGAGCCUGGAGGUGCCGGGUGAGAGCCAGCAAGCCGAGCUCUACUACACCCUGCAUGCCCCCGAUGGGGCCGGACAGUGCCUUGGGGAGAUGGUUCCCCGCCGUGGGGCUGGGGGAGCCAGGACUGAGGGUCCCACCCAGCACCCGCUGCUGCGCAUCGGCAGCGUCAGCCUCCUGCAGCCCGGCCCGGGGCAGCCCAUGCAGGAGCAUCGGCUGGAUGGCAACGUCUUCAUCCGCCUGCCCGACAAGCCCCUCAAGCCAGGCGAGGUGCUCAGCAUCCUCCUCUACCUGAUGUCCAACUCCACCGUGGAGCACUUCACCCUCAGGGUGAAGGCCAAGAAGGGUGUCAACCUGCUCAGCACCAAGUCAAGGAGUGGGCAGUGGCUGGUGAGCUCGGAGCUGCUGACGGGUGGCAAGCACUCCACUGCCACUGUGGAUGUCUCCAGGGUGGACGGUGCUGGGCCCAGGGACGGGGACUCCUCGGAGAUCAUGCAGCUGGAUUUCGAGAUGGAGAACUUCACCAGCCAGUCGGUGACGCGCCGCAUCAUGUGGCACAUCGACUACCGGGGCCGCAACCCGCCGCCCGACCUGGAGAAGGUGGUGACGGAGCUGACGGUCAUCCAGAGGGACAUCAGGGCCAUCGUGCCCCUGGCCAUGGACACGGAAAUCAUCAACACGGCCAUCCUGACGGGGCGGACGGUGGCCAUCCCCGUGAAGGUCAUCGCCAUUGAGCUGAGCGGUGUCAUCGUGGAUGUCUCUGCUAUGGUUGAGUGCAAGUCCAACAACGAAGACAUCAUCAAGGUCUCCAGCAGCUGUGACUACGUCUUUGUCAGUGGGAAGGAGUCGCGGGGCUCCAUGAGCGCCCGGGUCACCUUCACCUACGAGCACCUCUCUGCCCCGCUGGAGAUGACAGUGUGGGUGCCCAAGCUGCCGCUGCACAUCGAGCUCUCAGACGCCCGCUUGAGCCAAGUGAAGGGCUGGAGGGUGCCCAUCCUGCCGGACAGGAGGUUGGUGCGGGACAGCGAACACGAGGAGGAUGAGGAGGAGCGGAGGCAGAGCCGGGGCUGUGCCCUGCAGUACCAGCACACCACGCUGCAGGUCUUCACCCAGUUCCACACCACGGCGGCGGAGGGCACGGAGCAAGUGGUCACCAUGCUAGGGCCCGACUGGCUGGUGGAGGUCACCGACCUGGUCAGCGACUUCAUGCGUGUGGAUGACCCACGGGUGGCCCACAUGGUGGACAGCUUCACGCUGGCCGGCAGGGAGCCCGGCACCACGCUCUUCAAGGUUGUGUCCCCGCUCAUGGAAGCGGUGCUGGGUGAGACGCUGGUGACGGUGGCGGAGGAGAAGGUGAGCAUCACGGACCUGAAGGCCCAGGUGGUCUCCAGCCUCUCGCUGUCCCUCCACCCCAGCCCUGGCAAUAGCCACACCAUCAUUGCCCGGACGUCCGUGCAGCAGAACCUCAGCUUCUUCAAGCAGGAAGCGCUCCUGAGCCUGUGGAUUUCCUACAGCGACGGCACCACGGCCCCCCUGUCCCUCUACGACCCCAAGGACUACAACCUGGUGGUGAGCAGCCUGGAUGAGAAGGUGGUCUCGGUGACCCAGGACCGCGCGUUCCCUUUGGUGGUGGCACAGAGCGAGGGCGCAGGGGAGCUGCUGCGGGUUGAGCUGGUCAUCUGCGAGAGCUGCCAGAAGACCAAGCGCAAGAGCGUCCUCUUCACAGCCUUGGCCAACGUGCGGGUCCACUUUGGGUCCGAGGAGGACCCAACCUAUGACUAUGACCACGUCCCCAGCAAGCCAGGGCUGCGGAGACGGGGGCAAGCACCACCCCUGCGGGCAGAGGUGGAGAGGAAAGCGGAGCCGAGCGAGGACAGUAGGAUGUCCAGCGCAUCCCAUCCCACCGAGGACUUCCCCACCAUCCCCACGGGCUUUGUCCAGGUGACCAGGGGGCUCACAGACCUGGAGAUAGGCAUGUACGCCCUCCUGGGUGUCUUCUGCCUGGCCAUCUUGGUCUUCCUCAUCAACUGCAUUGUCUUUGUGCUGAAAUACCGGCACAAACGUAUCCCGCCUGAAGGCCAGACCAACAUGGACCAUUCCCACCACUGGGUCUUCCUGGGCAACGGGCAGCCCUUGCGGGCUCACAAUGACCUCUCCCCCCAGCCCGAAAGCCCUGGGAACCCGCUGGAAAACGUCCAGACCUGCUGCCACGGGGACCACCACAGCAGCGGGAGCUCACAGACCAGCGUGCAGAGCCAGGUCCAUGGCCGUGGGGACGGCUCCUCGGGGGGCUCCACACGGGACCAGAGCGAGGACCCGCUCAACUCCCCCACCUCCAAACGGAAGCGGGUGAAGUUCACCACCUUCGCCACGCUGCCCUCCGACGAGCUGGCCUACAACUCCAUCCCCAUCGCUGAUGAGGAGGACUUGGAGUGGGUCUGCCAGGACAUGGGGCUGCAAGACCCUGAAGAGCUUCACAACUACAUCCGCAGAAUCAAAGAGAUCGCUUAGCGCAGGGGCAGAGGGGAUGGGGCGGGAGGGAGGGGGCUGCCACGCUGUGCCACGCCACGCCGUGCCACGCCACGCCACGCCAGCCGUGUCCCCGGGGCUGGAGACCCACGUUCAGCUCUCUUUUGCGCAUCCCCUCUUCCGCACAUCUCACGUCCUCACCCCGUUGGAAGGCACCCACUGGGGCCUUGUUCUUCCCGUGCCCUUUAUCAUCUGGUUUUCCCAGAGGAGGCAUCAAGCACACGUGUGGCCCCCUCAACCCGCUGGCUUGUGGUGGGGGGCAGAAAAGGGAGCCGGGGUGGGGGGCAGAGAUGGAUGGGGUUAGAACCUCUGUGCGUGUCCAGUGGUGCACAGGGCAGGAUGAUGCUGCGGGUCCUGCUGUGCAGGGAGUGGAAGAGAAGAGAUGCUCAGCGGGAAGGUGGCUGGUGGGGGCUUCCCGAAGGCACCCCCCUGCCUUUGCUGCACUCGGUGGCACAACUGUGGAGGUGAGUGCUGGUUCAGGGAUCUGCUGUUGGAGCGUUGUGGGGCUGCCCCAGCCAAAGCCUGCUGCCCCGUGCUGUGAGUGAUGCAGGAUGGGGAUCCGAGACCCACGGCCACGGGGCUGGGGCACUGCUAUCACCACCACCUGCUGUAUCAGCACUAA
This is a messenger RNA of Pezoporus flaviventris, 3959 nucleotides long. RefSeq names its product transmembrane protein 132E (gene TMEM132E). NCBI's taxonomy places the organism in Eukaryota, Metazoa, Chordata, Aves, Psittaciformes, Psittacidae. The record is from RefSeq and is a predicted model, not a curated record.